Coprinopsis cinerea okayama7#130 is the source of this 873-nucleotide messenger RNA. Its product is annotated as Yip1 domain family protein. The transcript is spliced from 5 exons. Gene Ontology annotation, cellular component: Golgi apparatus; membrane. Gene Ontology annotation, molecular function: small GTPase binding. The coding region runs from base 1 to 873 and encodes 290 amino acids. The record is from RefSeq and is a predicted model, not a curated record. Lineage: Eukaryota; Fungi; Basidiomycota; Agaricomycetes; Agaricales; Psathyrellaceae. Gene Ontology annotation, biological process: vesicle-mediated transport.
AUGGCUUAUGUCCAAGUAGAAGCGGACGAUUCAAGGCUAGAGGAAGGGCCCGAGGGCUUACAAUUCAAAUCAUUCCUGGGCGCAGAUGCCACAGCGGAGAACCCUCAAAGAAGCGCCGGUGUAGGCAACGCCAACCGAGAUUACCUCGCCGAUUCCCAGAACCGACCAAAAGGCGGCGGCGGAUUCUGGACGGUGGAAUACUACCAGCCAUACUUCGACAUCGACACCAAAACCGUCCUACAGCGAUGCUAUAUGACCAUGAACCCGCUACAGGCGCGGACGUUUAUCCCAACCUUCCUGACUCCAGCCGAUCUGUAUGGCCCUUUCUGGACACUAACGACCCUAAUCCUGGCGUUGUUCCUAUCUUCAAGUCUGGCUGCGUCGAUUUCAGCAUACCUAUCCAGCGAUGAUAAAUAUGACUACGACUUCAAGCUUCUUAGCAUUGCUGUAUCGCUGGUAUACGCGUACGGCCUUGCUUUGCCAGUCUUGCUGUGGUUAGCGCUUCGAUAUCUCGGAGUCGGGGAAUGGAGUGUCGUUGAAGCGAUCUCUGUGUGGGGAUAUGGCCAGUUUGUAUGGAUUCCAGUCAGCAUUCUCUGCGUUAUCCCUGUCCCAAUUGUGCGAUGGGCUCUAGUGGGCAUCGCAUUUGGCCUCUCGGGCUACUUCUUGGCCGCCAACAUCUACCCUAUCCUCGCCUCGGCGGAAGCCAAAGCAACCCGACUCCUCAUCCUCUUACUCGCCGCCAUCCACCUCGGCAUCGCCAUCACUUUCAAAGUUCUCUUCUUUGGGUACUACGUGGUCGACAAGAUUGGAGCUGAUAUUCCAAUACCUGGGGCUGAUCUUCCCAUUGGAGGCGGUAACUCGACCAAGGCGUAG